This is a messenger RNA of Serinus canaria (Common canary), 864 nucleotides long. Its product is annotated as PHD finger protein 7-like. NCBI's taxonomy places the organism in Eukaryota, Metazoa, Chordata, Aves, Passeriformes, Fringillidae. The record is from RefSeq and is a predicted model, not a curated record. Gene Ontology annotation, cellular component: nucleus.
AUGUCGGCUCUCAGCGGCGAUUUCCUCUUCACGAGUGAAGUGGUCUCUUCAAAAUCCUGCAUGCUGUGUCGCCGCGUGGAGGCUGACCCGGACAUGUGCGGUGACAAACUGCAGAAGGAUGGGGUCUGUGCCCACGUGUUCUGUAUGCUUUUUGCCACUCUACUGUUUCACCAAGAGAACAUCCGCGUUGGACUCAUGGGCUUUCUCCCUCGAGACAUCCUAAUUGCAGUCCAGAGGGCGGCACAGAAGCUCUGCUGCGUCUGCGGCCAGAGAGGAGCAACCAUCAUGUGCUCUGUGCCGGAGUGUGACAGAUGGUUCCACCUGCCCUGUGCCAAGGAGGGUGGCUGUAUGACUCAAUACAUUACUCCAUUCAGCUCCUUCUGUCCUGAGCACCGUCUAGAGCAGGACGUGGAGGCGACUCCUGAGCCGGGCACCGAUUGCCCCAUCUGCAUGGAGCCUGUGGAGGAUAGGAAGACCUUCACAACCCUGGUGUGCCCAACGUGCACAAGGGCCUGGUUCCACAGGGACUGCAUCCAGGUUGGAGGCCUCCCUCAGCCCCAGGGCACAGCAGGUGCUCAGCAGCCGCAGCCCAGGGCCUCACUCACCCUGCUUGUGUUUGCCCUGCAGGGACUGGCCAUGCGCGCUGGUCUUUUAUGCCUCCACUGCCCCCUGUGCAGGGAGAGUGAGGAAUUCCUUGUGGAAAUGUUCGUCUUGGGGAUCCGAAUCCCAAUCAGGCAGCAAACAUGGGAGGACAACAAUGCCUUUGCAGAUCUAAGAGAGAGUGUCAGUGUAAUGCUGUGGAAUGCCUUUACCCUGGAGGCAGAGGAAGUGGGGACAGGUCGAGAUGAAGGAGCAGCCUACUAA